GAGAAAGAGAGAGCGAGAGAGACAGAGAGAGAUAGAGAGAGAGAGAAGAUUUCAGCACCGGAGCUGUCCGCGGGCUCUUGGAGAAGUCUCCUUUCCUGCCGAGGGGGCGAGAAGCUGCACCCCAACUGCGAGGAGGAAGGAGGGGUAACACGACACCGCCGUUCGCUGCCGUCCAUCUCUUCUGCCCGGGGAGGGUGGUUUGGGCAGGGGGGGCAUCCUUCUUCCGACGGGGCCAAAUACGGCGGCGCGUGCUUCAAUCCAGCGGAGUCUUGCCACGCUGGACGGCCGGACUUAAGACAGGAGAAGGUCAACAACAACAACAACAACAACCAAAAAGUCUCCACACAACUCGAGGUUAUCAGCCGCCCUUUUUUUGACGACAUGGGGGUGCUCAUGUCAAAGAAGCAGCAGGUGGAGAAGGUGCAGAAAUGCAACGCCGUCGUCUCUGCCUUCCAGGCGGGCGUCAAGGAACGCCCUGCUCCACCCAAAACAGCAGACGACGAGGUGGAGGCCGGCGACGGCCCUGCUGAAUCCUCAUCCACGCCUGUCCAGAAGAACGAGGAGGAAGUGGAGGAGGAGGCGGGAACGGACAAUAACGCAGGCCCGUCGACCUCGGCGAGGGACGAGUGCAAGGUCAACCAGGAGAGUUGGUCGCGGUUACGUGACGGGAAAGGGGUGGAGCCUGAGGAUCUCGAGAAGAGCCACCAGCUCACGCCGCCGGCUUUCGUGCGGCCCAAAAGGGAAGCCGACGAUGACCAGCCUGUCGAGGUGGCGCUGCUGAAAAAAGAGCAGUCGCCGAACGAUGAGAUAUGCGACGUGUGUGAGGUGUGGACGGCCGACGACCUCUAUCCCUGCAGGAUCUGCACUCGGAUGUUCCACGACGGCUGCCUGAGGGAGCUGGGCUACCUGCGCGAAGAGGCCCUGCAGGAGAUGAGAGAUACGGCUCACACGGUCACCGGCUGGAGCUGCUACUACUGUGACAAUCUGAAUCUACUACUGACAGAGGAAGAGAUGUACAGCCUCAUGGAGACCUUCAAGCAGUGCAAGAUCAUCCCAGAGUCGUGCCUGGUGUCGGACGAGCUGCUGCAGUACCGGCACUUUGUAUCCAAGCAGCAGUUUGAUAAGGACCUGACUGAUGAGCAGGAGGAGGAAGUCCUCGGCCAGUUUGCAGCGAUGGACCCAGAGAAGAAAGGUCACAUCGAAUGGUCCGACUUCCUUUACUUCGAGUCGCUGGUGGUUUUGCGAAAGUUUCGCUCAGAGAACUCAAUGGUGCGCCUGUUGACGGCCAAGGAGAGGAACAACGCCCGGUCGGUGUUCCUGGGUCUGGACCUGGAUGAAGACGGCGUCAUCACCAGAGCAGAAUGCCGCCAGGCCCAGCAGUCCUGGUUCCACAAGCUCAACAAGGACUUGCAGUCUUGCAACGUGAGACUCAUGGGACUCUGCUCUCCUCUGAAUUGUGGCAUCAGCCACGUUGGCCCCAUGUGUGAGAGCAGUCCGGUCAGCUCCUGCAGUGAAAAGAGCAAGACUGAGGACAGCAGACCAGUGACCUGGGCUGACUUCCUAAAGGAGAGUGCCAUCUAUCUGUUGGCUGCACGACCCAAUAGUUCUGCCAUGCACAUCCGUGUGCCUCUAUAGUCCAGGAUCCUCCACUGCACCGCAUCAGAGAGAGAGAGAGAGAGAGAGAGAGAGAGAGAGAGAUUCCAUCAGAACUGGACGAAGCACUGAGACACAGCGGAUCAAGGCAUCGAUGGCACCUCUCCCUGCUCUGCGUCACCCCAAACCCCCACAACACCUGCAACACACAACCCGCUGAUUGACACGCCGCCGACAAUCGCGAGAGGUAAAAGGGACGGGGGAGAGGACGGGCCCAUUCGUUGAAAGGAGAGCACCCAGGAUGCUCACACUCGAUUAAAUGAGAAAUGCCAUUCUCUGAACGUAUAGCAAACUGGGAAUGAGAAGCUGAUAUUAUAUGAAGAACUACUAUUCACGCUGGUAAAAAAUUGUAUAUGCAUCAAAAUGAAGCUGUAUUUAUUCCUGUAUCCUCCGAUGUAUCCUGUUUAUCCCCAGCCUCAUCCAAGAGUCGAUGUUUUUACCAAGUACUAACCGUGAAAAAAAGGGGACGUGAACGUUAAUGGAAGCUAACUUUGACAAAGUGGGAACAUCUCGUAGCGUCCUGGUUAGCAUUGUGGGAUGUUGAUUGACAGCUGUCUGACAGGACUAUGGGAAGCUUUGUAAAAAAUAAAACACAGUAAUGUGAAAAUUGGGGUUGGCAUUCUAUGUUACAGGUUAUACAACAUUUUAAAAUGCACAUGAAAAGUGUCCGUAGAGUCACUGGAAACAUGCUGUAACCAGUUGAACUUCCUGUUUUGUUUAUGCCAUGUAAUGAGGGGCUUAUGUCCGCUAAGUAAAUAAAGUAUGGAUAAGACCUGAA
This is a messenger RNA of Pungitius pungitius (ninespine stickleback), 2431 nucleotides long. RefSeq names its product PHD finger protein 24 (gene phf24). The record is from RefSeq and is a predicted model, not a curated record. Lineage: Eukaryota; Metazoa; Chordata; Actinopteri; Perciformes; Gasterosteidae. Gene Ontology annotation, cellular component: nucleus; cytoplasm. Gene Ontology annotation, molecular function: transcription corepressor activity. The transcript has 9 exons. Bases 382 to 1635 code for a protein of 417 amino acids.